Messenger RNA from Lindgomyces ingoldianus, 718 nucleotides. RefSeq names its product monothiol glutaredoxin-5, mitochondrial precursor. The transcript is spliced from 3 exons. Bases 69 to 554 code for a protein of 161 amino acids. The record is from RefSeq and is a predicted model, not a curated record. NCBI's taxonomy places the organism in Eukaryota, Fungi, Ascomycota, Dothideomycetes, Pleosporales, Lindgomycetaceae.
CUCGCGGAGGUUUGCGCACAAUUGCUUCCUCGGUUCCUUUACCACCAGCAAUCUCGAUACUGCCCAAAAUGUUUUCGAGGACGGCGUUCUCAUCGGCUUUCCGAGCCACCAGUCGAACCAUCCGCCCACUCCCGACUAUAGGCACAGCUCCACGCUUCCUAACACCUCUUCAAAUCCGGCUACUAUCCCAAGAAACGCGCACAGCGAUCGAUAAAGCUGUCGCCACAUCGCCGGUGGUGCUGUUCAUGAAGGGAACACCAGAGACACCCCAAUGUGGAUUUUCGAGAGCUAGUAUUCAGAUCUUAGGCAUGCAGGGUGUGGAUCCAAAGAAAUUUACGGCAUUCAAUGUGCUAGAGGAUAAUGAUUUGAGACAAGGCAUCAAAGAAUACUCCGAGUGGCCUACCAUACCGCAACUGUACGUCGACAAGGAGUUCAUUGGCGGCUGUGACAUCCUCAUGAGCAUGCAUCAGGACGGGUCACUAGCCAAGCUACUCGACGACAAGGGUGUUCUCGUGCCUGCAGAAGAGGCGCCGAGGUCCGAGCCCCCAAAAUGAUAAAAUGUUGUGUCCUGUUGGAAUUGGCUUUAAUGCAUUUUCGACGGACGUCCCUAAUAACUAUACAAAACCACUUUGACUGCAAAUGAUGAGCAAGCAUUGCCAAGGAAAUGUAAGAUCAAGACUGUACAUAUACCUCAAGUACCAAGUUCCGUAAGCUGGAC